Molecule: messenger RNA, 2418 nt
Organism: Photinus pyralis (common eastern firefly)
Lineage: Eukaryota; Metazoa; Arthropoda; Insecta; Coleoptera; Lampyridae
Exons: 1
Coding region: 1-2418 (805 amino acids)
Source: RefSeq, a predicted model, not a curated record
AUGUUCACUUGCCAAAAAUGUAAUCAAAAAUACAAUCAUUCUAACUUAUUCCUCAAUCACAUGAAAAUUCAUAAAUUAGAAGAAUAUUUCUGUUGUGGGUAUCCAUUAUGUUCUAAAAAAUGCAGUAACAUUUCUAGCUUGCGCAAGCAUAUAAAACGGCAGCACUGUUCACAUUCAACCUUGGCUACCUCAGAUUGUCUGCAACCAGAGGCAGAUAGCAUUCACGAUGUAACGUUACAUAAAGCCGAACAUACAGAAUCAACCAUUACAGAUUCGGAAGUUAGAAAUGGCACUAACAAUUAUAUAAAAAAUCUUGUACAAUCUUUCUUUGUUAAACUAUAUCAUGAUUCAAGUGUCACAAGGAAAACAAUUCAAUUUGUUGCUGAAAAUACUCACUGUUUGAUAUCAAAUAUCCUGGAGGAUUUGCAAGUAAGAUUAUUGCCAUUGCUUUCUGCAUCCCCGCAACAUAAUUUAAGUCAAAUAAAAGAAUGUCUAUUAAUAAAUCCAUUAGAUGAAAUGCUUACUGAAUACAAUAGGUUUAAAUCUUUGGAAGAAAAUGGAGCAUUUAUCAGACCAAUUUCGAUUAAUAUUGGUAGUAUAUUGGAUGAUACUAAGAAAGGUGAUGAUGUUAGUAUGAUAUAUAAACAAUCUCAUUUAUUACUUAUUCCAAUCAGAAAAGUUUUGAAACAGCUCUUGGAAAUACCCGGCGUAUUAAAAACCAUAUUAGAUUUUAUAGACAAGGAAACAAACAGUUUAUGGAUAUCAAGUAUAUUUAAUACUCAACUGUGGAAUAAAGUCAAAAUUAAUUUUCAAAAAAAAAUUGUUAUUCCUCUGAUAAUGUAUUUCGAUGACUAUGAAUGUGGAAAUCCGUUAGGAACACAUGCAGGUGUGCAUAAAAUUGGGGCGGUAUAUUUCUCAAUACCUGCUAUUCCUCCACAAUUUGCGUCAAGGUUAGAAAAUCAUUUUCUAUGGGGCUUAUUCUACUCGGACGAUAGAAAUCUGUUUGGGAAUCAAACAAUAUUUAAACCUUUCGUUGAAGAAUUGCAAUACUUGUACAGUAAUGGAAUCACCGUUGUCACUGAAAACGGUAGUAAACAAAUACAUUUUAUUCUGAUACUUAUAUUAGGUGACAAUCUUGGUUUAAAUUCGGUACUGGGUUUAAAUGAGAACUUUUCUGGCAAUUACUUUUGUCGGUUUUGUAGAUGUUGCAAGGAAGAUACACAAGAAAUGUGUAGUGAAAAUAACGAUUUCUCACGAAAUGCUAACAAUUAUACCCUGGAUGUUCUAAACAAAGAUUUCGGCAUUAAAUCAUAUUGUUUAUUUAACGAUUUACUUUAUUUUCAUUCUACAACAAAUUUGUGUUGUGAUGUCAUGCACGACAUCUUCGAAGGAAUCUGUAGAUACGAAAUGGCUAAAAUAAUAUUUGGUUUAUGUAAAUAUAAACGUUAUUUUUCUAUAAUUCAACUGAAUCGACGUAUCAAGUAUUUCGACUAUAACGAACGCGUUGAUAUUGGUAACAGAAUACCACCUAUCAUGGAAAAUCAGGUUAACAAGGGUUAUUUACAUAUGUCAUCGUCCGAAAUGUAUGCUUUUGUAAUAUAUUUUAGUAUAUUAGUUGGCGAUCUUGUAGAUGUGGAAGAUGAUUAUUGGAAGUUUUAUUUAUGCCUUUUUGACAUUAUAAAUAUCAUAAUGAAUGACAUUAUAAGCUCUGAAGAAAUAAACUAUCUAGCAAUUUUAAUAAAUGAUCAUCAUUCAAUGUAUCGUACUUUGUUUACCGAAAAAUUAAAACCUAAACAUCAUUUUCUUACCCACUAUCCUAGAAGUAUUAAAUCGGUGGGCCCUUUGGGUAAACUUUCUUCCAUACGGUUUGAGGCAUUCCAUAAAGUAGGUAAAACAAACGCUCAUGUAGUCACAUCUCGAAGAAACAUUAUUCACACAUUGUCUGUUCGGUAUCAAUUGAGACUGUGUCACAGGUUGAUAUUUAAAAUUGGUUUACAAAAUUCUAUUGAAGUGGGCACUUCUGUAACGCUCGACUCUAAUAAUGAACGAUAUGUUUAUUCACAAAUUUUACCAAUCCUUUUGAAUAGACAAUUUUCUAUUGUAAAGUGGAUUUUGUACAAUGGCAGAUUUUAUAGCAACAAUAUUGUUUUAAAAUUGGGCAACGAUGCGUAUGGCGAACCAAUUUUUAUAGAAGUAUUUCACGUAAUUUAUUGUUCGGAUGAUUAUAUUCUAUUAUAUUGUCAAAAUAUUGCCAUAUUCGGCAAAAAUAAUGAUAUUAAAUCUUUUGAAAUAGACUUGAACAAUAGUUACAAAAAGGUAACUUGUAUUGAAUUAACUCAAAUUAGUAAUGCAUAUCCUGCAAAAAUUCAUACAUUACCUGGAGGACAUAAAGCAAUUCUUGCGUUUAAACAGGAGUAG